AUGUCUCAUCUCUUGGCAAGCAUCUCCACCAUCAUGGAUGUUUUCUACCAAUAUUGUGACCAAGACGAGGACACAAUGAGCCAAAGUGCACUGAAGGAAUUUCUGGAGAAUGAGCUGCAAUGUAUUCUGAAGGAAAAAGGCCCAUCAGCAGCUUCUGAAGAAGGAGAAAGUCUCAGUAACCCUCAGUCCUCAAGCACAGGGAAAUAUAGUUCUGGCUCAGGCUCUGGCUCCAGACAGUCAUCUAGCUCUGGUCAACAUGGGUCAAGAUCAGACCACUCAUCAAGCAAUAGAGGUCAUGGAUCUAAUGUAGGUCAAGGUCAUAGUUCCCAUUCCCAGCAGUCCUCCAGCUCUGGCCAACAUGGCUCACACUCAGAUUCUGACUCAGAAUCUGGCUCAGGUCAAACUUCAAGCUCUAAGCACCAGGGGUCUAGAUCAGAUCAUUCCAGCUCUGGAAGACAUGGUUCCAGAAUCACUCAUUCCUCCUCUCAGAGAAGACAUAGGUCCAGCUCAGGUGAACAAUCUGAAACUUCUCAAGAUCAAGGACAUAGUUCUAGCUCCCAUCAAUCCUCCAGCUCAGGGAAACAUGGCUCUGGCUCCAUCUCAGGCUCAGGUUCUGGCUCUGGCUCACAGUCAUCUAGCUCAAAAAAACAUGGCUCAAGCUCAGAUUCUGGCUCUGGCUCCAGGCAAUCAUCUAGCUCUGGUCAAUAUGGAUCAAGAUCAGAUCAUUCAUCAAGCAACAGGGGUCAUGGAUCUACUGGAGGUCAAGGUCACAGUUCCGGUUCCCAGCAGUCCUCCAGCUCUGGCCAACAUGGCUCACAGUCAGAUUCUGACUCAGAAUAUGGCUCAGAUCAAGCUUCAAGCUCUAAGCGCCAGGGGUCUAGAUCAGACCAUUCUUCCAGGUCUGGGAAACACCAAUCAGGCUCAGGUCACUCCUCCUCUCAGAGAAGUCAUAGGUCCAGCUCAGGUGAGCAAUCUGGAACUUCCCAAGAUCAAGGACAUAGUUCCAGCUCCCAUCAGUCUUCUAGUUCUGGGAAACAUGGCUCUGGUUCAGGUUCAGGCUCAGGCUCUGGCUCCAGACAGUCAUCUAGCUCUGGUCAAUAUGGGUCAAGAUCAGAUCAUUCAUCAAGCAACAGGGGUCAUGGAUCUACUGGAGGUCAAAGGCAUAGUUCCCAUACCCAGCAGUCCUCCAGCUCAGGCCAACAUGGCUCACACUCAGAUUCUGGCUCAGGCUCUAACUCUGCCUCUGAAUCUGACUCAGAAUAUGACUCAGAAUAUGGCUCAGGUCAGUCCUCAAACUCUAGGCAACAGGGUUCAAGAUCAGGCCAUUCCUCCAGGUCUGGGAGACAUGACUCAGGCUCAGCUCAAUCUUCCUCUCAGAGAAGACACAGGUCCAGCUCAGGUGAGCAAUCUGGAAUUUCUCAAGAUCGAGGACAUAGUUCCCAUCAGUCCUCUAGCUCUGGGAAACAUGGCUCUGGUUCAGGCUCAGGCUCAGGCUCAGGCUCUAGGCAGUCAUCUAGCUCUGGUCAACAUGGGUCAAGAUCAGAUUACUCCUCAAGCAAUAGGGGUCAUGGAUCUAAUGUAGGUCAAGGUCAUAGUUCCCAUUCCCAGAAGUCCUCCAGCUCUGGCCAACAUGGCUCACACUCAGAUUCUGGCUCAGAAUCUGGCUCAGGUCAAACUUCAAGCUCUAAGCACCAAGGGUCUAGAUCAGAUCAUUCCAGCUCUGGAAGACAUGGUUCCAGAAUCACUCAUUCCUCCUCUCAGAGAAGACAUAGGUCCAGCUCAGGUGAACAAUCUGAAACUUCUCAAGAUCAAGGACAUCGUUCCAGCUCCCAUCAGUCCUCCAGCUCAGGAAAACAUGGCUCUAGCUCCAGCUCAGGCUCUGGCUCCAGGCAGUCCUCUAGCUCAGGAAAAUAUGGAUCAGACUCUGGCUCUGGCUCUGGCUCUGGCUCCAAACAGUCCUCUACCUCUGGCCAAUAUGGAUCAGAUUCAGGUCAGUCAUCAAGCAACAGGGGUCAUGGAAUUAGUCCACGUGACAAGAUAGGUGUUGCUACAGGUGAAGGUCAUAGAUCCCAUACUCAGCAGUCUUCCAGCUCUGGGCAACAUGCCUCUGAACAUGGCUCAGAUCAGCUUUCUCUGAAGAGAAAGCAGCAAUAUUUCUAAGAGUAGCCACAUUCUAGUCCUAAAGGAUCCAUGUUCUCCCUCUUUUAAUUAAUCAGAUUUGGUGGCCUAUAUCCUAUACCUCCGUGAUUCUUCUUUGAUAUAUGGAUCCACUUAUGGGAGAGAUCUAUUCAUUUUUUUGCUUUGCCUUUUUGACAAUUAUAUGACCUGAGCCUAUCAUAACACUUUUUUUCUGGGGUUAGAGAAAUCCUUUUUAAAAUUCUUCUGUUCUAUGUAGAAUUUUAUGCUUUUCUUCCUAUUUGCUUUUGAUUUCUUUUAGCUAUAUCAUUUAGUAAUAUAGCUUGUUGUUUACUUGAUUAGCUAAUCAAGAGGGGAAUAAAUGAAAGAAGGUAAACACAGUCAGGGAUUGAUUGGAAAGCCAAAUUAGGAAGUGUUUGGGGUAUUUGGUAUAACAAUGGCACUUUUCUUCAUUUGAGAACUUGACUUAUGAAACACCUUUGUGAUUGUGAAUUGAUAUUAUGGGCAAUCAAUAAUCUCUAAGGAGCUAAAAGAUAGUUGAAUAGAUUCCUGGUCUUUAAUUGCAAAAUCAUACUUCCAGUCCUAUGUUCCAGAUAGAAUGCUAUACUGUGGGAAUAAGUAUUAAGAUUAUAAAAGCAGGGAAGCAUCUUCAGUACUUUUGAAGUUCACAAUGGUGAUAAAACCCUGAUUCCUUAGAGUAUUUUCAUAAGAAAACCAACAAUCUUUAAGAGAAUUUGGAAUUAUGCCCUUCUCCCUCAGAAACAGAUGAAAAGAGGUAGUUGAGAGGUAGUAAUGUCUCCCAUUUUGAUCCAAAGAGCAAAAUUAUGGGCACUAACAACAUUAAAGAAUGUGCAUUUAGAAACUAUUGUAAAUUUGAAAUCUAGGGAAUAAUUUCUUCAACUUCUGACUUUAGACUACCUCGUCCUUUCACCAAACGUUACACUUAAGAGAAUGGUAUCUAUGAGGAGAAGGGAAGAGAAAAUGUACAUUAUUAUUGUGAAGCUCUUAUAAUUGGCUAUAAUAAAUUCAAGAUUAUUGACUCUUAAUUGUUAUAGGACAUUUGAUAAAUUUUUAAAAUUGAAUUUCAACAUAAUUAACAAUAAACAAUUGAUUAUCAAAUAA
This is a messenger RNA of Antechinus flavipes (yellow-footed antechinus), 3258 nucleotides long. RefSeq names its product hornerin-like. The transcript is spliced from 3 exons. NCBI's taxonomy places the organism in Eukaryota, Metazoa, Chordata, Mammalia, Dasyuromorphia, Dasyuridae. The record is from RefSeq and is a predicted model, not a curated record. The coding region runs from base 1 to 2160 and encodes 719 amino acids.